Molecule: messenger RNA, 1449 nt
Organism: Penicillium canariense
Lineage: Eukaryota; Fungi; Ascomycota; Eurotiomycetes; Eurotiales; Aspergillaceae
Product: aspartate aminotransferase family protein
Exons: 2
Coding region: 1-1449 (482 amino acids)
Molecular function (GO): pyridoxal phosphate binding; transaminase activity
Source: RefSeq, a predicted model, not a curated record
AUGGAUUCCGCUCAAACAGACAUCCAGUCUCCAACCUUCGAGGCCACAGACUCGAAUACUUCCAAACACUCUUCUGCUCUUCGCAAACAGCAUUUGGAUUUGUUACAUGAUGCCAAAGAGGAAUACCAGAAGAGUCAUCCGAACUCUCUCAGAUUGCACCAGGAUGCCCUCGAAGUCUUGCCAGGCGGUAAUACUCGCUCGGUGCUUCAUACCGAUCCAUUUCCCAUUUACAUGGACCGAGGCGAAGGGAAUAGAUUGGUAGAUGUUGAUGGGCACGAAUACCUUGAUCUUAUUGGCGAGAUGACUGCCGGUCUCUGUGGCCACUCCAACCCGUUGAUUCAAGAGACUAUAUUGUCCACCAUUCACAAAACGGGCUUGAACCUGGGUGCGACAACUGCCAUCGAGUCUCAGUUUGCACAGGAAAUUUGCCGCCGAUUCCCAUCAAUAGAGCGAGUGCGUUUUUGCAAUUCGGGGACGGAGGCCAAUCUCUACGCCCUCAGCGUUGCUCGGCAAGCAACGGGCUUGUCCAAGGUCAUUGUUUUCUCCGGUGGCUACCAUGGGGGUGUCCUGAUGUUUGUUCAUGGAGUUGCUUCCAAUACCGUCGACCAGGAUGACUGGAUUGUGGGAAAUUACAAUGAUGUCGAAGGCGUCCGAAAGCUGAUCUCUGAGAACAAGGGCAAAGCUGCCGCCGUCCUCGUGGAAGGUAUGCAGGGAGCGGGGGGCUGUAUACCAGGCAAUCCCGCUUUUUUGCAUGCAAUCCAGACCACUGCCAACGAAGCCGGGAUCCUGUUCAUCUUGGACGAGGUCAUGACUUCCCGGCUUGGCCCAGGAGGUCUUCAAUCGAGAAUCCUCGACCCCAUUCAUCAGACAGCUCUGAGACCCGACAUGACAACACUGGGCAAGUACAUUGCCGGAGGGAUGACGAUUGGCGCUUUUGGAGGGCGAAAGGACUUGCUUUCGGUGUAUGACCCUCGACUCGGUUUGGAGUCACGCAAUGGUGAGGAAUCUUUGCAACCUAUGAGUCACUCUGGCACAUUUAACAACAACACCUUGGCGAUGAGUGUCGGUUGCGCCACCUUAUCAACGGUCUACACCGCUCAAGUCUGUAUUGAUCUCAACGCGAUGGGCGAAAGGUUUCGACAAAACUUGCUUGAGAUAUGCCGAGGUACUAGAAUGACAGUCACUGGCGUCGGGGCUGUGUGCAAUAUCCACUUCCUGUCGCAGAUCCCACGGUCAGAUAUUGAGUGUGUGGAGGAGCUGGAAAGGGAGCAGACAGAAGAUACAAAGGUCUUGGGAGACAUAUUUUGGUUCCAUGCAAUUCGGCAGGGAUUCUGGAUGGCCCGACGAGGCAUGUUGGCUUUGAUCAUGGGAACCACUGAGCCAGAACUUGGGAGAUUUCUUGCAUUUGUGAAACGCUUUGUGUGGGAAUUUCUUCACCUAAUAGUAUAG